AGUUGCUUUGACAAAGGACGAGUGUUGAUAAGCAAAAGAUAACGUUCCUGAAUAUUACUAAACGUGUAGUGGACGGUGAAUGAAAGGUCGUCUCUUCCGUCUUGCCAUUCCAAUCGUCACUAAUGGCUUCCCUUCCAUGGCUUUUAGCAUCAUCAACCUUCCUUCUUUUUCUCCUAAAAUUUCUCUUCAAACAGAUAUUCUCUACCAGAACAAAACCCAAUCUUCCCCCGGGCCCUCCCAAGUUACCCAUCAUCGGAAACCUUCACCAGCUCCGUGAUCCCAACCCCCACAUGUGUCUCCGCCGCCUGUCCAACAAGUUCGGCCCAAUACUAUACCUGAAGCUCGGCCAGGUCCCCACGGUGGUGGUUUCAUCGGCUAAAAUGGCGGAAGCAGUGUUGAAAACUCACGACCUUUCACUUUCCAGUCGCCCGACCAUCUUUUCAGCUAAACAUUUGUUCUAUAAUUGCACUGAUAUUGCCUUCGCCCCCUACGGUGCUUACUGGAGACAUAUCCGGAAACUCUGCAUCCUUGAGCUAUUGAGUGCUAAACGAGUUCAAUCGUUUAGCUUUGUUAGAGAAGAAGAGGUUGCUCGAUUGAUCAGUAGGGUUCAAGAAUCUUGCUCUUCUACUGUUGAUCUAAGCAAAAUGUUAGGAUUGUAUGCAAAUGAUAAUCUUUGUAGAGUUGCAUUAGGAAGAGAUUUCUCACAUAGAGGAGAAUAUGAUUGCCAUGGAUUCCAAAAGAUGCUCGAAGAGUAUCAAGAGUUACUUGGAGGGUUUAGCAUUGGAGAUUUCUUCCCUUCCAUGGAGUUCAUCCACAGCUUGACGGGUUUGAAACCGAAACUCCAGGACACCUUCCGGCGAUUCGAUCGGUUAUUCGACGAGAUCGUAAACGAACACCGUAUUCGACGAGAUCAUAAACGUAACCAGGAACACACUAAGGACCUGUUGGAUGUUUUGCUUGACAUACUGGAAAACAAAUCUGAUGGGAUUCAUCUCACCAUGGACAAUGUUAAAGCCAUCAUGUUGGACAUGUUUGCUGCAGGAACCGAUACCACUUUCAUAACUCUUGAUUGGGGAAUGACAGAACUUCUCAUGAACCCAAAAGUGCUCGAAACGGCUCAAGCGGAGGUCCGGAAAGUUGUAGGGGAAAGAAGAGUGGUCUUAGAAACUGAUUUGCCUCGGCUUGAAUACAUGAAAGCUGUCAUUAAAGAGACGUUCCGGUUGCAUCCUCCAGCACCGGUCUUACUCCCAAGAGAAUCGAUGGAAGAUGUUACGGUCGACGGGUUCGAUAUUCCGGCCAAAACAAGGGUUUUCGUCAAUGCAUGGGCGAUAGGGAGAGAUCCAGAGUCAUGGGAAAACCCGGAAUCGUUUAUGCCAGAAAGGUUUCUCCAUAGUGCGAUCGACUUCAAAGGGCAAGAUUUCGAGUUGAUACCGUUCGGAGCUGGCCGAAGAAGCUGCCCAGCUGUAACGUUUGGCACGCUGAGUGUUGAGUUGGCAUUGGCGCAGCUACUCCAUAGCUUUAAUUGGGAGCUUCCACCGGGAACUGAAGCUAAAGAUUUGGAUCUUAGAGAAAACUUCGGCAUCACAAUGCAUAGGAUAGAACAUCUCAUGGUUAUUGCCAAACCACAUUUCCCCUAGGACAGGGCAUCCUUGACUGCUCUGUAAAACUAUGUCCUGAUGUAAACUAUAAUGCAGAAUAAUAUAGUAUACA
Hibiscus syriacus is the source of this 1710-nucleotide messenger RNA. Its product is annotated as cytochrome P450 71AP13-like. Gene Ontology annotation, molecular function: oxidoreductase activity, acting on paired donors, with incorporation or reduction of molecular oxygen; monooxygenase activity; iron ion binding. The record is from RefSeq and is a predicted model, not a curated record. NCBI's taxonomy places the organism in Eukaryota, Viridiplantae, Streptophyta, Magnoliopsida, Malvales, Malvaceae. The transcript is spliced from 2 exons. Bases 123 to 1637 code for a protein of 504 amino acids.